AUGCCUUUAGGAGAACAGAACAGUAUGCGUCUCAUGGUCGCAUUGGGUAUAGCUGGUCUGUUUGGAAUAAUUACUUUUGCUCUUGCAGCUGCAACACUUGGUACGCUCAGCAAACGAUUCAAUGAUCUUAAUCAACAAGUAUAUGAAUUGCAAGAACUAAUGUCUAAUAUUAGUCAGCAAUUAUUUAAUACCACUACAAUAACGUCAACCUUGCUUUCGACUACAAUUGACAGUACAAAUGCAACUGAUACUUCGAUUGCAAGUACAACAAUGAUAUCUAUAAGUGAUACUUCGACAGCAACUGGAACAACGGUUUCUAUAAAUAAUACUUCGAUAGCAAGGGAAACCACAGCCUCUACAAGUGAUACUUCGAUAGCAAGUAAAAUAAUGACAUCAAUAAGUGAUAUUUCGACAACAGAUGAUACUUCAAUAGCAACUGGAACAACGAUGGCUAUAAUUAAUGAUACUUCGGCAACAGAUCAAACGAUAGUUGUUAGUGACACUUCGACUACACAAUAA
Rotaria sp. Silwood1 is the source of this 519-nucleotide messenger RNA. Lineage: Eukaryota; Metazoa; Rotifera; Eurotatoria; Philodinida; Philodinidae. The record is from the annotation of a GenBank genome assembly.